Molecule: messenger RNA, 3965 nt
Organism: Doryrhamphus excisus (bluestripe pipefish)
Lineage: Eukaryota; Metazoa; Chordata; Actinopteri; Syngnathiformes; Syngnathidae
Product: 3-hydroxy-3-methylglutaryl-coenzyme A reductase-like
Biological process (GO): isoprenoid biosynthetic process; coenzyme A metabolic process; sterol biosynthetic process
Cellular component (GO): peroxisomal membrane; endoplasmic reticulum membrane
Molecular function (GO): hydroxymethylglutaryl-CoA reductase (NADPH) activity; NADP binding; protein binding
Source: RefSeq, a predicted model, not a curated record
GGUUCCAUGAGGUCUCGCUUAAUUGCAGAAUCGGCUCAACUUGUGGGGAUGUGACUGACGCUGGGAAGGCUGGGAACGCUGGGAACGCUGGGAAGGUCCUAUCCAACCCACAUGACGCCAUCAGCCUUUAUCAUCGAGCCCGCCUCACAUUUCACUCUCGUCAUCCUCACAGGACCAUGCUAACCCGUCUGUUCCGUAUGCAUGGCCUUCUGGUGGCCUCCCAUCCUUGGGAGGUCAUUGUCGGCACAGUCACCCUCACAGUCUGCAUGAUGUCCAUGAAUAUGUUCACUGGAAAUGACCAGAUCUGUGGAUGGAACUAUGACUGCCCCAAAACAGAUGAGCAAAUCCUCAGCAGUGACAUCAUCAUCCUGACCAUCACACGAUGCAUUGCCAUCGUCUACAUUUACUUCCAGUUCCAGAACCUGAGACAGUUGGGAUCCAAAUAUAUAUUAGGCAUCGCAGGCCUUUUCACCAUAUUUUCCAGCUUUGUAUUUAGCACCGUGGUCAUUCACUUCCUGGAUAAAGAGUUGACCGGGCUCAACGAGGCGCUUCCAUUCUUUUUACUCCUCAUCGACCUCUCGAAAGCAUGCACUCUUGCCAAGUUUGCCCUCAGCUCCGGUUCUCAGGAUGAAGUUAGGGAAAACAUUGCUCGAGGUAUGGCUGUACUGGGACCGACCUUCACCUUGGAUGCCCUGGUGGAGUGCUUGGUGAUCGGGGUGGGAACCAUGUCCGGGGUUCGACAGUUGGAAAUAAUGUGCUGCUUUGGCUGCAUGUCUGUUUUGGCCAACUAUUUCGUCUUCAUGACAUUCUUCCCUGCUUGUGUCUCGCUGGUGCUGGAGCUGUCCCGUGAGAGUCAAGAAGGCCAUCCCAUUUGGCAGUUGAGCCACUUCUCCAGAGUGCUUGAGGAAGAGGAAGACCAUAAACCCAACCCUGUCACCCAAAGAGUCAAGAUGAUCAUGUCUCUUGGCCUUGUGAUGGUUCAUGCCCACAGCAGGUGGAUCGCUGAUCCGCUGUCCUUAAAUACAACACUUGGAAUCCCAAGUGUUGGCAUGGUCAAGCCGCACCUCUCCCCAAGGAGGAUAGAGCCAACUAUACCGCUGUGGCACUAUUACCUCACUCGGAUGCUAACCAUGGACAUAGAGCAGGUCAUCUGCCUGGCCUUGGCCCUGCUGCUGGCAAUCAAGUACAUCUUCUUUGAGCAAGUGGAGAUGGAGUCCACCCUAUCGAUAAAGAACCCCAUCACGAUGUCCACAUCCUCCCUGAUUCCACAAAGAGCCACGGAGACCUGCUGCAGGAAGGAGCGUCCCCUACCGCCCCAUGUGCCGUCUCCCAGUCCUCGUCCUGGCACACCCGCUAGCAGAGACCACAGAGAUGAGGUCAUCCGCCCCCUUCUUGUCCCUGUCCCUGAUGGUGAUCCCAAGAGCGUCUUUGUCCUGGAAGAAGAAAGGGAGGAGGUCAAGCCUGACGUCACGGAGACCUACCCACCCUUGAAGCCGAGAAGACUGGAGGAAUGUGUGAGCAUCCUCAAUAACCCUGAGCAAGGUUCCGGUUUCCUGAGCGAUGCGGAGGUGAUGCAGCUGGUCAAGUCCAAACACAUUCCUGCCUACAAGCUUGAGGCCAUGAUGGAGAAACCUGAGAGAGGCGUGGCUAUACGGAGACAGAUGAUCUCGGCCAAACUUCCUUCUCCCUCCGCGCUCUCGUCGUUGCCGUUCACGGACUACGAUUACUCCAAGGUUAUGGGCACCUGCUGUGAGAAUGUCAUUGGCUAUAUGCCUGUGCCAGUGGGCGUGGCCGGGCCUUUGCAUCUGGAUGGGAAGCAGUUCCAAGUUCCCAUGGCGACGACUGAGGGAUGUUUAGUGGCGAGCACAAACCGGGGCUGCCGAGCAAUCGCGCUCGGAGGAGGAGCCAGCAGUCGCAUCCUGGCCGACAGAAUGACCAGAGGACCCGUGGUGAGGUUGCCCUCGGCCUGCCAGGCUGCUGAGGUCACCGCCUGGCUGGAGAGCACAGAUGGUUUCCAGGCCGUCAAAGAAGCCUUUGACAGCACCAGCAGGUUUGCUCGGCUCCAGAAGCUGUUGGUGGGUCAGGCUGGAAGGAAUCUUUACAUUCGUUUCCAUUCAAAGACGGGUGAUGCCAUGGGGAUGAAUAUGAUCUCAAAGGGAACGGAGGAGGCACUAAGCAGACUUCAGCAGCACUUUCCAGACGUGCAGGUUUUGGCUGUGAGCGGAAACUACUGUACAGACAAGAAACCAGCCGCCAUUAACUGGAUCGAAGGCAGAGGCAAAUCUGCAGUCUGUGAGGCCACCAUCCCCGCCCGUGUAGUCCAAGAGGUUUUGAAGACCACGACAAAGGCUCUCGUGGAGGUGAACAUUAACAAGAACCUGGUGGGAUCCGCCAUGGCUGGCAGCAUCGGUGGAUUUAACGCACACGCAGCUAACCUGGUCGCAGCCAUCUACAUUGCCUGCGGGCAGGAUCCUGCACAGUCAGUCAGCAGCAGUAACUGCAUUACCCUCAUGGAGGCGUCGGGCCCUGCGGGAGAAGACCUCUACAUCAGCUGCACCAUGCCCUCCAUCGAGCUUGGCACAGUCGGGGGUGGCACCAACCUUCCCCCUCAGCAAGCUUGUCUUCAGAUGCUGGGUGUGCAGGGUGCCAGCGAGGAAUGUCCAGGAGAGAAUGCCCGGCAACUGGCCAAGGUGGUGUGUGGCACGGUGUUGGCUGGAGAACUGUCACUCAUGGCUGCCCUCACAGCUGGUCACCUGGUCAAAAGUCAUUUGACACAUAACAGAUCCAAGGUCAACCUUCCAGACAGUGUGGGAACAUGCACCUAAAAGGUCCCCUCAGAGCCGGACAUGGUCUCUUCCUGAUCAGCUCAUCCAGGACGACACACUGAUGAAACGGAUGGAACGUCUCAUGGCAGAAUUGAGGGCAUUUCCAUGGAUCAGUGUGUACGGAAUCAAUAAAUAGAUGUUUGGAUCACAUAUAUUAUGUUUCAAAACAGUCAAAGUUGACAGUCUUUUGUUGCAUUUGGGAUGGCCAUAGAUGAAGUCAUUUGGCAAGUCAGGUGCACAUCCUCACUCUGACGUUAAGUCAGCGGUGUUCCAAUGUUUUUUUUUCUUUUCAUUUUUUUUUUUUACAUUGAUGUGCCAUGUUAGGAGUCAAAAAUAUGCCACGGGCCAACAAAACACAUGCUGCAGCUCUCACAAGGCCCCCAGGCCAGACAUUGGACACCACUGCCUUAAGAGUUGUACCAGCGUUCAAUGGCGGCAUCGAUGGCUUUGUAGCCUUCCUGGUGGUGUGCCAUCGUAUGGUUUGAGGGUUCCACACUCUGGCGUGUCACAUCAUUGAAAGAAGGAAUGUGUAGGACGCUGCAAUUAUUAUGGGAUUAUUCAUACGCUGGCGGAGAAGUGCAAAAUGCGUUAACAAAAAGCAACCGCCCAGAAGGGGAACGUACAAAAUGUGAUCCCGGUUGGUGUUGGUACAUGACUUUUCUGGUGUGUCUUUAUAGCCCAAAAGUGCAAAAGACCAUCCUGAAGGAGAUUAUACACCUGUUAUGUCCUCAUUAUCCCACAGGGAUGCAUCAAUUAUUACUAAUAAUAAUUAGUAUAAUAUUAUUAGAUAUACAUUAUAUUAUAUAUUGUUAUAUUUAUUAUUAUAUAUAUUUAUAUUAAUAUUCCACUACACCUAAACUAGAGACGUCUACUAUUUUCUAAGGCACAGGACUUGAUGACUGAAGUGGCAAUUUUAGUUUGGGGUUUUGUACAUUCCCUCUCCAGAUGAUGUCAUUGUCAUUUGGGUUGCUUAUUGUUUACGUUUUGCACUUUUCAGCCACGCAGCUGACAGCCGUACUGCUGUCUUAUGCAAAAUAUCUUCAAAGAUUGUGUUUAAAUUUAUGGCUCAUUUGUCCUGAAUCCAAGACAAGCGAGCUUGCAUAUUUACUAGCAUAUUUUGCCUAUAUUUUGUAAUAAAAU